AUCGUCAAACAAGUUCCUGUUCUAUUCAACACGAUCUUUCUCUCUCUAGCUUUCGUUUCCAAGCCUCCAAAAUCGACUAGUACUCUUCCAAAACAAAAAAAUAAUGGGUCAACUGCACGUGGUCUUCUUCCCGUUGAUGGCUCCCGGCCACAUGAUCCCAACUCUUGACAUUGCCAAACUCUUCGCAACCCGUGGGGUCAAAUCCACCAUAAUCACCACUCCUCUCAACGCUCAUUACUUCACAAAAUCAGUAGAAAGAACCAAUCAACUGGGUUCCCAAAUGGGAAUCCUCACGGUCGAUUUCCCGGCAGCUGCCGCCGGCUUACCUGAAGGAUGCGAAAGUCUCGAUCAAAUAACUUCCGACGACAUGAUCCCCAACUUCUCCAAGGCCACCGCCAUGCUGCAAGACCCGCUGGAGAGGAUUCUCGACAAAGUCCGACCCGACUGCCUCGUCGCGGACAUGUUCUUCCCCUGGGCCACGGAAGCCGCAGCGAAAUUUGGCAUUCCGAGGCUGGUUUUCCACGGGACUAGCUUCUUCGCCCUCUGUGCUACGGAGAAUAUGAGGUUAUACAAGCCUCAGAGAGAAGUUUCGUCCAAUGAUGAGACCUUUAUUGUGCCUCGUCUUCCUCAUCAAAUUAAGCUCACGAAAAUGCAAGUGCCAGAGUACGAACGAAGCGAGUCCGAAACAGACUUCGCCAGAAUAGCUGUAAAUAUGGAAGAGUCGGAGUUAUUAAGCUAUGGAGCUAUAGUCAACAGCUUUUACGAGCUUGAAAGAGAGUAUGCUGAUUAUUACCGGGACGUUUUGAAAAGAAGGGUUUGGCAUAUUGGACCCGUUUCGUUAUGCAAUCGAGAAAUAGAAGAUAAAGCACAGAGGGGUAAAGAAGCAUCGAUCGACAAACACGAGUCAUGUUUAAAAUGGCUUGGUUCGAAGAAACCCAAUUCGGUGAUAUAUAUCUGUUUCGGAAGCUUGGUGAAAUUCGAUGUUUCUCAGUUGUACGAGAUCGCAAUGGGUCUUGAAUCUUCAGGGCAACAGUUCAUCUGGGUUGUGAUGAGAGGGGAAAACGAAAACGAAAGUGAAGAGUGGUUACCAGAAGGGUUUGAAGAAAGGAUGAAAGACAAGGGUUUAAUUAUUAGAGGGUGGGCCCCCCAAGUGUUGAUUCUUGAUCACGACGCGGUGGGCGGUUUCUUGACUCACUGUGGAUGGAAUUCAACAUUGGAAGGGAUAAGCGCCGGAGUUCCGAUGGUGACAUGGCCGAUGUUCGCGGAGCAAUUUUAUAAUGAGAAGUUAGUGACAGAGGUAUUAAGGAUCGGGGUUAGUAUUGGGGCUCUUAAGUGGAAUUUUUUUACGGUAAGUGGUGUGGUGAUGAGGGAGCAGAUUGGGAAGGCGGUUCGGCGUGUCAUGGUGGGUGAAGACGCUGAGGAGAUGAGGAAUAGAGCCCAGGAAUUCAAGGAAAUGGCAAAGAAGGCGGUUGAGGAAGGCGGAUCGCACACUAAUUUGAAUGAUCUUAUACAUGAAUUGAGUUCUUAUCGGGUUUGAGAUGCUGAAGUUGGAUUUGGUAAUGACAAAUGAAUGCUAAAAACUAGUUGCUUUUGUUUUUGUUUUUGGUCCGUAAA
Messenger RNA from Rhododendron vialii, 1614 nucleotides. RefSeq names its product scopoletin glucosyltransferase-like. Gene Ontology annotation, molecular function: UDP-glycosyltransferase activity. The record is from RefSeq and is a predicted model, not a curated record. Bases 104 to 1537 code for a protein of 477 amino acids. The transcript has a single exon. NCBI's taxonomy places the organism in Eukaryota, Viridiplantae, Streptophyta, Magnoliopsida, Ericales, Ericaceae.